GAGAACUUGCUCCUUUCGUACCAUAACACGUACGUGUUUUCUCUUCCUCCUUGCUUCCAGUUCCAGGUUCUCUUUGCCUUCAGGUUCUUUGACUCAAAAUGUGUGGAAUACUUGCUGUUCUUGGCUGCUCCGAUGACUCUCUGGCCAAAAGAGUUCGCGUCCUCGAGCUUUCCCGCAGAUUGAAGCACCGUGGUCCAGAUUGGAGCGGGCUGCACCAGCAUGGGGAUUGCUUUUUGUCCCACCAACGUUUGGCAAUUGUUGAUCCCGCUUCUGGUGAUCAACCUCUGUUCAAUGAGGAUAAGUCAAUUGUUGUCACGGUGAAUGGAGAGAUUUACAAUCAUGAAGAUCUGAGGAAGCAUCUGUCGAAUCACAAGUUUCGAACUGGCAGUGAUUGUGAAGUUAUUACCCACCUGUACGAAGAGUAUGGGGAGAAUUUUGUGGACAUGUUGGACGGCGUGUUUACUUUCGUUUUAUUGGAUACCCGAGACAACAGUUUCAUGGUUGCCCGUGAUGCUAUAGGGGUCAAUUCCCUCUAUAUUGGUUGGGGUCUUGAUGGCUCCAUUUGGAUAUCAUCAGAGCUUAAAGGUUUAAAUGAUGAAUGUGAACAUUUUGAGAGCUUUCCUCCUGGUCACUUGUACUCGAGCAAACAAGCUGGACUUAGGCAAUGGUACAAUCCUCCUUGGUUCUCUGAGGUUGUUCCAUCAACCCCAUAUGAUCCACUUGCGCUGAGACAUGCUUUUGAAAGAGCUGUAAUCAAACGGCUGAUGACCGAUGUGCCUUUUGGUGUUCUGCUGUCUGGGGGCCUUGACUCAUCUUUGGUUGCCUCCAUCACUGCCCGCCAUUUGGCCAGGACCAAAGCUGCAAGGCAAUGGGGAGCACAACUCCACUCAUUUUGUGUGGGCUUAGAGGGUUCUCCAGAUCUGAAGGCUGCAAAAGAAGUUGCAGAUUAUUUGGGCACAGUUCAUCAUGAAUUUCACUUUACUGUUCAGGAUGGGAUUGAUGCCAUUGAAGAGGUUAUCUACCAUGUUGAAACCUAUGAUGUUACAACAAUAAGAGCAAGUACCCCCAUGUUUCUCAUGGCACGUAAAAUUAAAUCGCUAGGGGUGAAGAUGGUGAUUUCUGGUGAAGGUUCUGAUGAGAUUUUUGGGGGGUAUUUGUACUUCCAUAAAGCACCCAACAAGGAAGAGUUACACCGAGAAACAUGCCGAAAGAUCAAGGCCCUCCACCAGUAUGAUUGCCUUAGAGCCAAUAAAUCAUCAUUUGCAUGGGGUUUGGAAGCUCGAGUCCCCUUUCUAGACAAGGAAUUCAUUAAUAUUGCCAUGGAUAUUGAUCCUCAGUACAAGAUGAUAAAACGAGAAGAAGGACGCAUUGAGAAAUGGGUUCUGAGAAAGGCCUUUGAUGAUGAGGAGCAUCCUUAUCUGCCUAAGCACAUUUUGUACAGGCAGAAAGAACAAUUCAGUGACGGAGUUGGCUAUAGCUGGAUUGAUGGUCUCAAAGCCCAUACUGCUCAGCAUGUGACUGAAAAGAUGAUGGUUAAUGCUGCACGCAUUUUCCCACACAACACACCCACCACAAAAGAAGCCUACCACUACAGGACCAUUUUUGAGAGGUUCUUCCCACAGAACUCGGCCAGGCUUAGUGUCCCUGGCGGAGCAAGUGUAGCCUGCAGCACGGCUAAAGCUAUUGAGUGGGAUGCUUCAUGGUCCAACAAUCUUGAUCCUUCAGGCAGGGCUGCUUUAGGAGUCCAUCUUUCUGCUUAUGACAGGCAGGUCUCCUCUGUUAGCCCUGGCAUACCAGCGAUUAUCAAUAAUGUACCUCUGAAUAUGGAAGUUAACCAUCCGGGAGUUGCGAUCCGAAGCUAGUAGGGGCUAUGGAGGAAUACAUAAUGUUAAGAAAGAACAAUUAUGGUGUUCUAAAGAUGAUGUAUCAUCGAUAUAUAUAUUGUACUUUUCCUUAUAAAUAGUUUUCAAGACUGCUAUCAAUGUAUUUGAGUUAUUUUUAAGCAGAAAAAUGGAAAACCUUCCUUCUUUA
This is a messenger RNA of Carya illinoinensis, 2031 nucleotides long. RefSeq names its product asparagine synthetase [glutamine-hydrolyzing] 1-like. Bases 99 to 1862 code for a protein of 587 amino acids. The transcript is spliced from 13 exons. Lineage: Eukaryota; Viridiplantae; Streptophyta; Magnoliopsida; Fagales; Juglandaceae. Gene Ontology annotation, molecular function: asparagine synthase (glutamine-hydrolyzing) activity. Gene Ontology annotation, cellular component: cytosol. The record is from RefSeq and is a predicted model, not a curated record.